CAAUAGAGUGUUUUGUUUGAUAUGGAGUGCUGGAGUCAGAAGCUUCAAACCUGCUGCUCGAUUACAGUCUGUACAGAUUGUGGCUCGUCAACAACUGUUGGUAAUCGUGAGGAGAUUACGAGAGUGCAGCAGGCACAUUGAACCUGGAUGAAAGCAUUUUAACCGUGGAAGAAGAUUUCAAAUAAUCCCUGAUUUAUUUGAUGGGAAAGGCCUAGCAAACACUGGAAUCUGAUCUCACCUCAAAAUAUGUAGCGUUCUGCAAAGAAAUGUAUUCCAGCUGUACUUCAAGAGCAAUGUCUCCCUCAAUACUUUACAAGGCACCACUUCUGCACUGUUCACAGGCUUUGUCUAAAAACUCUUACAACAUUUUAAAUGCAUUUUGCACAGAGGAAAAUAUUGUUCAGUGCAUUUCAUACAUCAAUCAAGAAAUGUCUUCACUUAGUUUCCCCACUAUUGAUAAUGGAUCCAAUGGAAAGACAGACCUGAACCUGGUGUCUGUGUUGAAUGCGAUGUACAAGCUUUUUCAGCUCUGGCGUAAAAGCAUGUGCACUGUGGAAGACAUGGAGAAUCAGAAGCUCAAGUCCAGUAGUGACUUGGACCAUCUACAGAGCAGCCAUUCAAAAGUAAAGGAACAACUUGAAUUGUGUGUAAGGGAAAAUAAAGCACUUCAAGAAAGAGACCGCCAGCUACAACUGAAGAAUAAGAGCUUGCAUAAUUGCUUAAAAAAUGAGAGAGAGGAGAUACAGAAACUUCAGUAUAUAAUUGCAAGCCGUGCUACACAGUAUAACCAUGAUAUGAAGAGGAAAGAAAGAGAAUAUGGUAAACUAAAAGAACAUUUACAUCAGCUAUUGAUGGACAAAAAGGAUAAAAAGCUAGCCAUUGAAGUAUUAAAUUAUGUUGGAAGAUCUGAUGGGAAGAGGAGUGUCUGGAAAACUGAGAAGGCCGAGGCCAGGAAUGAAGGGGAAAUGUACAAAGUUCUUCUUAGUGACUAUGAACAUCGGCAGAAAGACCUAAUGAUGGAAAAUGCAGAGCUCAAGAAGGUUCUUCAGCAGAUGAAGAAGGAGAUGGUCUCUAUUUUAAGCCCCCAAAAGCACGGCAUGAAAGAGAGAAUUGAAGACAGCCUAGAACAAGCUGUAUCUGACGAUGAGGAGGAUGCCAGUGAACACGGCAGAGAGAAUAUUUCCCUGGAGCUGUCCUGUGAAGAUGCCCGGGAGCAGCUCACCAACAGCAUCCGGCAGCAGUGGAGAAGGCUAAAAAAUCAUGUGGAGAACCUUGAUAAUAAAGCUUCCCUGGUCCAGAUGGGGGCCCCGAAUGAAAAGGAUCUAAUUUCCAGAGAUGUUCACGAGGAAGUAAUUGAAAAGCUGAAACUAGAAAUUCAGCAGUGUAAAGAUUUAAUUACAAACCAACAGCAGCUUUGGCAGCAACAGCUUAGCUGUCCCUUUGAUGAUGAGGCUGGAGCACUGCUCCGUGACUGUUAUCUCGUGGAGGAGAAGGAAAAAUUAAAGGAGGAAUGGAGGCUUUUUGAUGACCAGAGGAAGAACUUUGAAAGAGAGAGACAAAAUUUCACAGAAGCUGCAAUCCGAUUAGGACGCGAGAGGAAAGAAUUUGAGGAAGACCGAGCAACUUGGUUGAAACAUCAGUUUUUAAACAUUACUCCUUUCGUAGAUCGCAAGAAGCCACACGCUUCAAAGUCACACAGUGCCUUGUCUACUGAUGUUUAUAAUAAUAAUUCUUAACCAGUAUGUUGCGUCAUGUUGGUGAAAUCCUGGGCCCAUUCUGUCUUGCAUAUUUCCAUCUGCUCAGACAGAUUGGAUACACAAUGCUUCGCUACAGUUUUUUUUUCAGAUCAGUGGAAAGCAUUUCUAUUGGAUUAAUCUGGUUAUUUUAUUUAUUUAUUUAUUUAUUUAUUUAUUUAUUUAUUAUUAUUAUUAUUUUUUAUGAUUCUUGAAUGCAAAGAUCAAUUCUGGAUUGUCCUUCACGGCGUUGACAGCCAUAUGCUUUGGGUUGUUGUGUUGGAACAUUCUACCAAUCGGCCUACAAGCAGAUGGUAUCAUUGUACUUUAAAGAUCAAAUUAAUGUAGCCAUGUAUCAAAACACUCUACAAUUGCAUUAAAGUCUCCAGUCCCUGAACUGUUAACUCCCCCCUAUCAUGAUUGCACCAUCUCCAUGUUUAACUGUAGCUACAAGGUUUUCUUCAUUUUG
Acipenser ruthenus (sterlet) is the source of this 2202-nucleotide messenger RNA. RefSeq names its product afadin- and alpha-actinin-binding protein-like. The record is from RefSeq and is a predicted model, not a curated record. Lineage: Eukaryota; Metazoa; Chordata; Actinopteri; Acipenseriformes; Acipenseridae. The transcript is spliced from 12 exons. The coding region runs from base 267 to 1736 and encodes 489 amino acids.